AUGUCUGGUGAAACUUCUGCCGCUUGGCCCAUUGCCGACGAGGCCCUCACCCAGAACCUCCUGGAUCUGGUGCAGCAGGCUUCUCACUACCGUCAGCUGAAGAAGGGUGCGAAUGAGGCUACCAAGACUCUCAAUCGUGGUACCGCCGAAAUUGUCAUCCUCGCUGCCGACACCUCCCCUCUGGCUAUCCUGCUUCACAUUCCUCUUCUUUGCGAAGAUAAGAACGUUCCUUACGUGUACGUUCCUAGCAAGCUCGCUCUGGGCCGUGCGACUGGUGUCUCUCGUCCCGUGAUUGCCGCCAGCAUCACCACCAACGAAGCCAGUGACCUGAUGGGACAGAUCAGAACCAUCAAGGACAAGGUCGAGAGACUGAUGAUCUAA
Aspergillus thermomutatus is the source of this 381-nucleotide messenger RNA. RefSeq names its product SNU13 family protein (gene SNU13). Gene Ontology annotation, cellular component: small-subunit processome; box C/D methylation guide snoRNP complex; U4/U6 x U5 tri-snRNP complex. Gene Ontology annotation, molecular function: RNA binding. Bases 1 to 381 code for a protein of 126 amino acids. The record is from RefSeq and is a predicted model, not a curated record. The transcript has 4 exons. Gene Ontology annotation, biological process: mRNA splicing, via spliceosome; ribosome biogenesis; maturation of SSU-rRNA. NCBI's taxonomy places the organism in Eukaryota, Fungi, Ascomycota, Eurotiomycetes, Eurotiales, Aspergillaceae.